This is a messenger RNA of Rubroshorea leprosula, 535 nucleotides long. NCBI's taxonomy places the organism in Eukaryota, Viridiplantae, Streptophyta, Magnoliopsida, Malvales, Dipterocarpaceae. The record is from the annotation of a GenBank genome assembly.
GGUGAACCCAACUCUACUUUUUUUUUUUGUUAUAUGUUUGUUUAUCAAGAGAUUAUCCAAAUUGCAGGUUGUUGUGAGUGAUUUUUGGGAUUUUUUUCUUCAUAUUUUUGAAGUAUUGUUUAAAUAAUUUCAAUCUUGAAAAUGGAGAGAACAUCGUCGAUGGAAAGAACAGAAACAGUAAUCAAUGGACAGAAGCAAUUCUUAGUGGUGAUGUGGGACCCACUUGGAUGGAAUUGGGGCGUUUUGGCCACGGUAGCAUUACAUGGCAAAAGCCAUUUCCCGAUUCUCCUCUUCUUCUUCCCGCUGCAGCCGAACAAAGCCCCUAAGCUGCUGGCGACUUCCUCCCUUGAAAAACCGGUAAAUCUUGAUGAUUUUCCCUUAUUUUCUUGUCCAAGAACCUAAUUUGGAACCCAGAAAUCUCUCCCCCCUGCAGGAGCUUCCGGAUCUGCCUUGCUCUGCUUCUUCACCGCCGGCUGCUCUUGCCUUGUGGGGGCGAAUUGGCUUGGUUUGUUGGUAAGAAAUAGCUCGAAUUCUC